AUUAGUUUUCCAAACAGUUUCCCAAACCAGAAGCUUUGAACCUUUUUGAGAUUCCUUUCUUCAAUUCGUCCCAUCUUCGGAAGAUCAAAUCGCAUUUCUCGCAAAUUACAAUACCAUUUCAGGUGAAAUCUAAAUUUCCGAUUCUUUCUCUAUUUCUGGUCUUACGGAGUAUUAAAUGCCUAACAUCCUUCAUCUUCGAUUGAUCUCUCAAAGUAUUGUUUUAAAAUUGCAUUGAAUGGAUGAACCUAGUAGUUCCUCUGCAGUUCCUCUUCGUGGCUGGAGAAAAGCUGUAUACCAGUUUACACAACAAAACUUGCCAGCCUGUAAACCUGUUCUAACACCAGCAUGGGUCAUUUCAACAUUUUUCAUUAUAGGAAUCGUUUUCAUUCCCAUGGGGCUCCUCUUUCUUCAUGCUUCACAGAGUGUUGUUGAGAUUGUGGAUAGAUAUGAUAAUGAGUGUGUACCCGUACCAUUUAGAAACAGCAAAGUUGCAUAUAUCAAAGAUGACUCAGUUUCCAAAAAUUGUACCCGAUACUUAAAGGUUCCUAAGCACAUGAAGUCUCCAAUAUAUAUUUAUUAUCAACUUGAUAACUACUACCAAAACCACAGAAGGUAUGUAAAGAGCAGAAGUGACCAACAACUGUUACAUGGAUUGAAAAAUAACCAUACAGGCUCUUGCAAACCUGAGGACACUAAUAAUGGUCUACCAAUUGUUCCAUGUGGUCUGAUUGCGUGGAGCUUGUUUAAUGACACAUAUGACUUUUCCCGUGGGGUUGAUGAAGUUAAAGUCCACAGAAAGGACAUUGCGUGGAGGAGUGACCGUGACCACAAAUUUGGGAAGCAUGUGUAUCCGUUUAACUUUCAGAAUGGGUCUUUAAUUGGUGGUGCAAAGUUAGAUCCUACUAUUCCCCUGAGUGAUCAGGAAGAUCUUAUUGUAUGGAUGCGAACUGCUGCCCUGCCAAGCUUCCGAAAGUUGUAUGGAAGAAUUGAAGAGGAUUUACAUGCAGAUGAUGUAAUAGUGGUGAAGCUUUUGAAUAACUAUAACACUUACAGUUUUGGUGGACGGAAGAAACUUGUUCUUUCAACAACUAACUGGUUGGGAGGCCAGAAUAACUUUCUGGGGAUGGCCUAUAUUUGUGUUGGCGCUUUGUUUAUCGUCGUCGCACUUGUGUUCAUACUGCUUCAUAUGAAAACUCCAAGACCUUAUGGAGAGACAAACUUAACUUGGAACUGGAAGAGCGGGUCAAAUUGAAAGGCGCCUCCAAACCAAGUUUUUUUUCUCUUCUCCCGAAAUUCCGGAGUUCAACGAAAACAUUGCUAACCUGGUAACACGUCUAUAUUAUGCAAUAGGAUAUAGGUUAAACUCUGCUCUCUAAUCCGUGUAUUGUUUCUUGAUCACUCUUUAUUUAUAUUCGAACCAGUGACUUUAUAUGUAACCAUUUGACACAGAUGCACUUUGCAUUCUCACUCAAAUAAUGUUUGAAAUGUCUG
Messenger RNA from Cuscuta campestris, 1491 nucleotides. The record is from the annotation of a GenBank genome assembly. NCBI's taxonomy places the organism in Eukaryota, Viridiplantae, Streptophyta, Magnoliopsida, Solanales, Convolvulaceae.